UGCAGUAUGGGAGGCAGCUGGGAGGAUAUUAGAUGGAUAGACAAAGCCCUGUGCAACCAACACAGCUACCACUGUCGGUGAAGGGCAUAGGCAGGGCUGGAAGACUUGGAGGAGCCGGGAAACUGAACUGGAGCAGGGAGGUGGACUCCUAGAUCUCUUGACAGGUGCAAAGUCCCUUCUUAGGAGCCUCAUCCUCAUAAGAUAACCUUAUCAGGGGCCUUGCGGGCCCCCUCCCUCAGAGAGGACUUUAGUCUACAGUAGUCACCUAAGCCGCACAGACGCUCACUGGGGCAGGGAGUGUGAGGGAAACCACUUUUCGGCUCACACACAUCAUGGAGCCAAGUGGGGUCCAGCUCCGGAGAAGAGACAGGUUGGGAAGGGAACAAGGGAACAACUUUCCCCUCAAAGAAAGUACCAAAGAACAUGCAAGUCCGGACCUGGUGCAAUUGACAAGGCAUAUGGAGGCUGUGAAAGCAGAAUUGUUGGAGCAAGCCCAACAGCAGCUGUCAGAGCUGUUUGAUCGGGCCAUGCGGGAAGCUGUGCAAUCCUACCCACCUCAGAGGUGGGACCUAGCUCCAGCCUCCCAGGAUUCCCCCAAAAGAGCCCGGGAACCAUUCCUGGACAAACAGAAAGUUUUCAUCCACCGAAAGUCACUGCUUGACGAGCUGAUGGAAGUUGAGCAUUUUCGAACCAUCUAUCAUAUGUUCAUAGCGGGAUUGUGUGUCUUCAUCAUCAGCACACUGGCCAUAGACUUCAUUGAUGAAGGAAGGCUAGUGCUGGAGUUGGACCUGCUGAUCUUCAGCUUCGGACAGCUGCCCCUGGCCUUAGUGACCUGGCUGCCCAUGUUCCUCUGCACACUCCUAGCCCCGUACCAGGCUCUGCGGCUAUGGGCUAGACCCAGGGGCCGUGGGACCUGGUACGUGGGGGCAGGGCUAGGAGCAGGGCUUCUGGCCAUCCAAGCAGGGGUGUUGGGUGCCCUCCCAGUCCACGUGGCCCUGGAAUACCAGCUGUCUCCGGCUUCCCGCUGUGUCCUAGUCUUUGAGCAGCUCCGGUUCAUGAUGAAAAGUUACUCUUUCCUGAGGGAAGCCACGCCUGCAAUCGUCCAUGCUAAAAGAGAUGAGGGUGCCCAAGCUCCCAGUUUCUCCAGCUACCUGUACUUCCUCUUUUGCCCCACACUCAUCUAUAGAGAGAGCUACCCCAGGACACCCCAUGUCAGGUGGAAUUAUGUGGCCAAGAACUUCGCCCAGGCCCUGGGAUGUCUGUUCUAUGCCUGUUUCAUCAUCAGCCGCCUCUGUGUGCCUGUCUUUGCCAACAUGAGCCGGGAACCCUUCAGCACUAGAGCCCUGGUGCUCUCCUUCUUUCAUGCCACGCUGCCCGGUAUCUUCAUGUUGUUGCUCAUGUUCUUUGCCUUUCUCCACUGUUGGCUCAAUGCCUUUGCUGAGAUGCUCCGGUUUGCAGACCGAAUGUUCUACAGGGACUGGUGGAACUCAACAUCUUUCUCUAACUACUAUCGAACUUGGAAUGUAGUGGUCCAUGACUGGCUCUACAGUUACGUAUAUCAGGAUGGACUUCGGCUUCUGGGUUUCAGAGCCCGAGUGCCAGCUAUGCUCAGCGUGUUCUUGGUCUCUGCGGUUGUCCAUGAAUACAUAUUCUGCUUUGUCCUGGGAUUCUUCUAUCCCGUCAUGCUGAUUCUUUUCCUCUUUGGAGCUCUGCUUAAUUUCAUGAUGCACGACCAGCACACGGGGCCAGUGUAUAAUGUCCUCCUCUGGACGAUGCUUUUCCUGGGCCAGGGAAUAAUGGUCAGCCUGUACUGUCAGGAGUGGUACGCCCGGAAGCACUGCCCACUGUCCCAGGUGACCAUCUGGGGACUGGUUACCCCCCGAUCCUGGUCCUGCCAUAUCUAGAGGUCAAUAUGCUUCUACAUCCCUCUGGCCAAAGUCUAGUCCUGGGAUUUUCCUUCAUGGAGUCUUGGCUUCACCACCUCCCCCAGAACCAAAGUGGCACAAACUGGAGUGCCACCCUUGUGGUAAAAAACAUCCAGAGAGCAUAAGACCUGCCAUGGAGUGCCAGGGAAAGAAGUUCAAAGACAUCCAGACAGCUGGGCAGAAAGGAAGAUCCUCUCUCUUCCUCUGCCCCAGGCUCCAGACACAGGACUCUGCCCACUCUCUACCAAUCUAGAGUGGACUUGGGGGACCCUUGGAGGAAUUUGGGAGCAUAAGGGAACUUGAAUGACCCAGGGAGUGAGGGGGUGACUGGUCUGGGGGAGUGUGAGAA
Monodelphis domestica (gray short-tailed opossum) is the source of this 2274-nucleotide messenger RNA. It is a transcript of the gene SOAT2, whose product is annotated as sterol O-acyltransferase 2. The record is from RefSeq and is a predicted model, not a curated record. Gene Ontology annotation, cellular component: endoplasmic reticulum membrane. NCBI's taxonomy places the organism in Eukaryota, Metazoa, Chordata, Mammalia, Didelphimorphia, Didelphidae. Gene Ontology annotation, biological process: cholesterol efflux; cholesterol metabolic process. Gene Ontology annotation, molecular function: fatty-acyl-CoA binding; cholesterol O-acyltransferase activity; cholesterol binding.